AUGGUGCUAUCCCAACCUAGCACAGAUUUUGACCCGGCCAGCGCGGAAUGCAAAGCGCUUGAAGCCUAUUUAACGGCGAAGUACGAUUCCUAUACCAGGGAGGGUGUAUACGACGGAGUGUUAUGGGCCGUAUUCAAGCAAGACUUCCAGAACUGGGGCCUUGAUAAGUUCAACAAGGUCCCGUUUCUAUGCCUCCAACGUAUGGCAAUACGGCUCCGCACCAACGGCGUAUGCGUGAGCACCGAUGAGCCAUUGAAAAUUGCCGAAAAUCUCUACUCUAUAUGCCAAGAGAAAGCCCCGAUACCAUGGUCUGAAAAAGAAGCUAUAUACCACCUUAGGACCGGCGAGAUUUUGGGCUCGCACGACUAUCAUAUUGCUCUAAAAGCCACCCCCGAAGCUGCCCAAGAGACCGCCCAAGCCCCAGCUCGCAUUGAAUACCUAAUGAACCUAUCGGAGCUGUAUAAUCACGAAAUGAAGUACGAGGGCAGCAACGAUUCGUUUGGCUUCAAGCUUGACAUAUUUUAUGACUGUUGCCGCCAAGCCUGCCUGCCGUUCUCCCCUGAAGCACAUAGAUUAGCACUGCCAAUCAUACUUAAAGGGGAAGCCCUAGAUUUCUACUGUACAUGGUGCGAAUCGUGGAGAGAGCAAGGAAUCGAACCUGUCGAAGCUAUCCGCCAGAACUUCGAAGGUAAAGAGCAUCGCUGUUACGUUGAGCAUAAAUGGGCCCGUACUACACUCCAACAGACAAUCAACGAGAACCCUGGCAAGGAUACCCUGCAGUGCCUCGAAACGAUGAUUCAGGAGCUCAAAAAGCUGACCUAUUCACUGGAUCCUGCGCUACGAACAGAGGCUUGCCUCCGGAUGAAGAUUUUUACAGCGACCCGUACGCACCCGGCAUGCCAAAUUGCCACCGGAAGACCUGCCUCCACCGUUUCUGAGCUUAUCAACGACCUACGUACGAGUAUAAGCCAAUAUCAAGAUACGCACCGUACCAUGCAGAACCGAGCUUCACACGUCGACAAAGAAACGUACUACACUGACCGCCACUAUCACGGACGUCAGUUACGCUCUCCAUAUCGAGGCCACCGUCUGCACUGA
This is a messenger RNA of Talaromyces marneffei, 1098 nucleotides long. RefSeq lists its product as uncharacterized. Lineage: Eukaryota; Fungi; Ascomycota; Eurotiomycetes; Eurotiales; Trichocomaceae. The record is from RefSeq and is a predicted model, not a curated record. The transcript is spliced from 3 exons. Bases 1 to 1098 code for a protein of 365 amino acids.